GUUUCAACUCUCAGUCCUACAGAAAGUUAAUACUAGAUUCCUCGAGACCUGGAUCGCUGGCAAACACUAGUUCCUUUCGUGCAAAAUCAUAUCAGCAGCAAGACUAAGUGUGCUUUUAAAAUAUUGACAGUGGUUCAGAAAUGGACCAGCCAGCGGGUUCAGCAUUGCAAUAUUGAAGAACCAUGCAUGCUGCCGGAACUCCUAUCAUCUGCUCAAUUGUUCCAUCGGAGUAAAUAGAUCGUUGCCCGCUCUCUGCGACUCAGGUUCUGUAUUUCCGGUCUGUCGUUUGUGACAGAGGAGAUGUUACGUUCAUUGAUCCGGACACGGGCCUUACUCCAGCAUUCCAGAAGAGGAAUACCACAGACCUGGUUAGUAACGACACAGCAUCGAUGGGCAUCGAACCUUCCUAUGAACACAGUUGUGCUGUUUGUACCACAGCAGGAAGCAUGGGUGGUAGAAAGAAUGGGUCGUUUUCAUAGAAUACUGGAUCCAGGCUUGAAUUUCUUGAUUCCAGUUGUUGAUCGGAUAAGAUAUGUGCAGAGCUUAAAGGAGAUAGUUAUUGAUAUUCCAGAACAAUCUGCUGUUUCAUUAGAUAACGUAACUUUGCAGAUUGAUGGUGUACUAUAUUUACGAAUAGUUGACCCAUACAAGGCAAGCUAUGGAGUUGAAGAUCCUGAGUAUGCGGUAACUCAGCUGGCCCAAACAACCAUGAGAUCUGAACUUGGGAAGCUCACAUUGGACAGUGUUUUUAGGGAAAGAGAAGUAUUGAAUAUGAAUAUGGUGACUCAAAUAAAUCAAGCAGCCGAUACAUGGGGAAUCCGCUGCCUGAGAUAUGAGAUCAAGGAUAUCCAUGUUCCACCAAAAGUGAAGGAAGCCAUGCAAAUGCAAGUUGAAGCUGAAAGAAGAAAACGUGCCACUGUGUUGGAAUCUGAAGGGGCGAGAGAAGCAGAAAUCAAUAUAGCUGAAGGGAAAAAACGAUCUCGUAUUCUGGCUUCUGAGGCAACAAAAGCAGAAAAUAUUAACCAAGCUGCAGGUGAAGCAAAUGCAGUCAUAGCAAAAGCAAAGGCAAAAGCAGAAGCCAUUCAAAUGCUCUCUGAAGUACUCAGUCAACAGUGUGGAAGCCAAGCAGCCUCAUUGAGUGUAGCUGAGCAGUAUGUAUCUGCCUUUAGUAACCUGGCCAAAGAAUCCAAUACCAUUCUUCUUCCUGCAAAUACAGGUGACAUCAGUAGCAUGGUGACACAGGCCAUGGGAAUUUACCAUACCCUGACUAAUAAACCAGAAGCAACAAAGGAAGAACUGACAACGGAUGCAUUUAAUGCUGACCAAUCACCACCAAUGAUUGGUGAAAGUCAAACAUUCCCUUCACAGAAUGAAGUUCUGAAGUCAAAAAUAAUAUGAAAUUUUUACUGAAUGACGGAUGAAAAGCCCAGCUGCAGAAUGUGCCAGAUUCUGAGUGUUUUGAAAUUUGCAAUGAGAAUGUGUCAUGCUCAUUGCACACUUUUAUACUUUUGGGUGAAUUAAUUUUGUUGGAUGACUGUAGCUUAUUUUCCACCUGUACAACUGCAUCAUGGUUAUAAAAAAGGUAUUUUUGAACUAAUGGGAUCAGUAAGUUAAAUUCUUUGAAAGAGAAAAUAAAUAUUUAAUUAUUUCCUUUCCUUGUCCCAAAAUGUUUCAUUAUUUCAGUUUUUUUGGCUAAAUAGGAUCUAGUUCUCCUCUUGCUUGUUAUUGGAAAAGCCUGAGUAGGCAAGUUAUUCUGCUCGCAGGACCACAAGAGCUGUAAACUUUAGCAA
Molecule: messenger RNA, 1790 nt
Organism: Chiloscyllium plagiosum (whitespotted bambooshark)
Lineage: Eukaryota; Metazoa; Chordata; Chondrichthyes; Orectolobiformes; Hemiscylliidae
Gene: stoml2
Product: stomatin (EPB72)-like 2
Biological process (GO): mitochondrion organization
Cellular component (GO): membrane; mitochondrion
Source: RefSeq, a predicted model, not a curated record